CCUUUGGUCUUGUAAUUGAUAGAGUUGUUGGGGGUGUAAAUGACAGUUGAGGGUCUGCAGGUUGCGACAGACAUCCUUAGAGAGAGACAGUGGAGAGACACAGACAUCCUCAGCCCGCCGACAUGAGCAAGAACGAAUUAAUCCUCCCCAAGGAUUUUCCUCAGCUGCAGAAUGACACAUUCCUGCGAGCGGCGCGAGGAGAAGAAACGGAACAUGUCCCAGUCUGGUGCAUGAGACAGGCUGGAAGAUACCUGCCAGAGUUUCGGGAGUUCAGAGCAGGGAAGGACUUCUUUGACACAUGUCGGUCACCAGAGGCCUGCUGCGAGCUCACUUUGCAGCCUCUUAGACGUUAUCCAUUUGAUGCUGCCAUCAUCUUCUCUGACAUCCUAGUCGUCCCACAGGCACUGGGUAUGGAUGUCCAGAUGGUACCAGGUAAAGGUCCAACGUUCCCGGAGCCCCUGAAAGAGCCGGAAGACCUGCAGCGCCUACGGGUGAAAGUGGACGUGGGCAAGGAGCUGGGCUACGUUUUCAAAGCCAUCACGCUGACCAGACACAAGAUCGAAGGCAAAGUGCCGCUCAUAGGAUUCACUGGAGCUCCGUGGACACUGAUGUCCUACAUGAUAGAAGGCGGAGGCUCGAACACCCACUCUAAGGCGAAGCGUUGGCUGUACCGGCACCCCGAGGCCAGCCACAUGCUGCUGAAGAUGCUGACGGAUGUGAUAGUGGAGUAUCUGGUGGGACAGGUGGCAGCUGGAGCACAGGCUCUGCAGGUGUUUGAGUCCCACGCUGGCAUUUUGGGUCCAGCGGAGUUUAAAGACUUCUCUCUGCCUUACCUUCGAGACAUCGCUCGCCGUGUCAAAGAUACACUCAAAGAGAAAGGACAGGACGUCCCCAUGAUUGUGUUUGCAAAGGAUGCUCACUACGCUCUAGAGGAUCUGUCUCAGUCUAAUUAUGAGGUGGUCGGACUUGACUGGACUAUUGACCCACGAUCAGCAAGGGAGCGCACAGGAGGGAAGGUUAGCCUGCAGGGAAACAUGGACCCAUGUGCUCUCUAUGCUCCAAAGGAGCGCAUUUCAGAAAUCGUGAAGAAGAUGGUGGAGGGAUUCGGAACCAGGGGCUACAUCGCCAACCUGGGUCACGGCCUUUACCCUGACAUGGACCCGGAGAACGUCGGCGCCUUUGUCGAAGCUGUUCACCAACACUCAAAACAAAUGAUCAAACAAAUCUAAAACUGAAUCAUGUCUGCUUGUGUGUAAGCUAAACAAAACUGAUGUUGGUGAUGAUAAAAAUGUACAAUUAUGCAUUAUUUUAUUAAAAACUGUGAAAAGAAAUAAGUUGCUGAUGUUUUAAAUUAAAUUCCUUCAAAUUUAGUUGAUUCCACAGAGUUGUACAUUUUCAAAAAGGGAUUCUAAACCAAGGAGGAAACAAAUGGUAAAAAAACAAUGUCUUGAUAUUCAAUAUAAACCACAAAAAUCAUGUAUGUUGCUACAUAUUCCCUUCACUCAUGUCUAGUGGAGACUUUCAGGAUAAACAAGAUGUUGGUUUUCUAAGACAAGAUUUUCUAUUAAUCUAAAAUAUCUUGAUCUGACCAGGAGUGGAUUAUGUAUUUGGAUUGGAAAGGGUUGACCUCAUUCUUGCAAGUACAUGUGCAAUACAAACACAUUUGAAGUUGUAAGAGAUCCUGUUUGCAUUCAUGUUGAAUCUGUUCAGUAAUGGAUGAAAACAGCGUUGACUUGUUGAUGGAAAAACAUUCAUUUAGAUAUUUGUCAUCCAACCAAACUCUAUAUUAUUAUGUUACACUGCGUCAUCAAUCAAAACUGGGCCCUUCAUCAAGACAAGUAGCUUCUUUGUCAAAGGUUCUACGUUUCCGAACAAACUGCUGAGAAAACAGAAGCUGGUGAUUUGGCGAAUGAAUUUCAGCAAGGGACACACGACUGCAGUUAUAUAAUCAGUUUUUAAGGGAAAAUGUCAGCUCACAGCAGUCGAUCGUUCCAUCCCACAUCUUAGCAGUGAACAAAUCCCCCGCCAGAUCUCAGCAUGGAGAGUUUUAUUUUUACUGCAGCGGAUAGAAAAAACACAUUGUACGAGAAGAUGCCUUAAUGCUGUUGUUGUCUUUGUUUUUCACUCAUUGGUUUUUAUCCUUUUUUUCAUUUUAAUCAACUCAGACUUAUAGAAAAAGUGGCUUAUGAGAUGAAUUACAUUGUAAUCAUCUUGAGAGGUUGGAUCCAAUUUGUAGUUAACCACCAUAUUAAGGCGUACAAAUCUGCAUAUUUGGCUAUUUUUUUUCCACCAUGUUAAUUUUUUGUCAAAUUUUAUGUCGUAUUUUAAAUAAAGUUACACAUAAAAUGU
This is a messenger RNA of Scomber scombrus (Atlantic mackerel), 2349 nucleotides long. RefSeq names its product uroporphyrinogen decarboxylase (gene urod). Gene Ontology annotation, cellular component: cytosol. NCBI's taxonomy places the organism in Eukaryota, Metazoa, Chordata, Actinopteri, Scombriformes, Scombridae. Gene Ontology annotation, biological process: heme biosynthetic process. The transcript has 10 exons. Gene Ontology annotation, molecular function: uroporphyrinogen decarboxylase activity. The record is from RefSeq and is a predicted model, not a curated record. Bases 123 to 1229 code for a protein of 368 amino acids.